AGGCAGGAUACGAGCCAGGGAGCCCGGGGAAGGAUGUGGCAGCUAUCUCAGAGCCUGUGGGUUUGGGGCAGCCACUCUGGCCUCUUCUGUGGUUCUAGAGAAUGAAGAUCCAGACAGAAAGACUUGUAAGAGAACAGGGUGGAAGCGGGUAGAUAUCAGCCAGCAGGGAAAGCAAGGAAGGGUCAGGCAUCCAGGGAGGGCUUUCCAUGAGAAAGCAUGAUAAGUACACCUGCAGGGCUCCGAGGAUCCCCUGCCAGCCUGGACGGUCCAUGCAGAGGGACUUGGGUGGGCCUCACACCCUGCAGAGGCUCCUCUCUUGGCAGGACCCCACCCUAGCCCGGGUCACAAAGGGGCUCCUCUGGGGAGGGUGGGGGUAGAUGAGAGUGAGGACUUGGAUCUGCCUGCCAGGCCAUCCUGGGCACUGCAAGAAGCAACAUGACUUAGGAACUCUGCCCAGAGGUGCACCAGCCGUGAUGCAGCAGCCUCGAGUGGAGACAGAUACCAUCGGGGCCGGAGAGGGGCCACAGCAGGCAGCGCCCUGGUCGGCCUGUUUCACACGGCAAGGCUGGGUGCACUGGUUGGCAUCCCAUGUGCCCCGGAGCUGGAUCCACUGGUGGAACACCUCGAGCUGGCGGCAACCGCUGCAGCGCCUGCUGUGGGGUCUGGAGGGGAUACUCUACCUGCUGCUGGCACUGAUGCUGUGCCAUGCGCUCUUCACCACUGGCUCCUACCUGCUGAGCUCCUUGUGGCCCGUCAUGGCUGCGGUGUGGCGCCACCUGCUGCCGGCUCUCCUGCUGCUGGUGCUCAGUGCCCUGCCUGCCCUCCUCUUCACGGCAUCCUUCCUGCUGCUCUUCUCCACGCUGCUGAGCCUCGUGGGCCUCAUCACCUCCAUGACUCACCCAGCUUACGCUCAGAACUUGGAUCAAUAGAAGGGCAACCCCAUCCAGCUGCCUGCAUCUGUUGAGCCCUGGCCUAGGGCCUGAGACCCUGACGGGAGAGGAAGGGCAACGGGACCAGGACCCCCUGGCUUGACAGGCCCCAGACCUCCAGUCCCUAACAGGAGAACCACAGACUCUAGAGAGGGUCCCAGUGACAGAAAACCUAUCAGGGAGAAGGCUGACCAGAAGCCUCAGGAGACCUCAACUCACUCGCCUUCCAGACCUUGCAGCCCAUGCAUUGUCCUCCCUAGACUUCCUUCUUCCAGCCUCAGUCCACAUUCCCAAGUCUGAGAAAUGGACCAACUGGGGUCAGAUACUCACUCUCUAAGAGUCCCAAGGUCUGUUAUGGAAAAACGAUCAAGAAGUCCCAUUUCACCCACUUACACAAUGUGUGGCCUUGGCCAAUUAAUUCAUUUGAGCCUCAGUGUUAGGUGGGCCACCCCUGUCAUGGGGUUGUUGUGAGUCAAAGGCAAUAUCUGUUUGUGAAGCAUUUUGUAAAAACCAAAAAACUAUAAGAUGCUGUUUUGAGCUCUAAGAACAUUCUGUAGGCUCAAAAAUCUUUUGACCCCAAAGUCUGCUGAAGAAAUAGGAAGCUUCUCUGGCUUUCAGAUCAAUUCUCCGUCCUAGAUAGAAUUUUGGUGCUAGAAUGGUUAACAAAAGGUUGGAUAAGUGUGGACAAGAUGUAAAAGGUCGUGUGCCAUGAAAUCUCAAAAUGUGCAGAUGUUGGAACUAUUUUAAUUGUGAAAUGCUUGGGCCUGGGGCAGGUUGCCAGGCAAUGCUUGCACAGCUCUGUGAGUGGGGAGAGCAUAGCCUCAGGGUUUCCAAAACUGACCCAGCAAGCCACCCAGGCACCAGAAGGGCCUUGGAAGGGGAAAUCCUUUGAUGCCCUGAAUGCUGUCCAUUUGUUUGCCUGCUGGCCCCUCCAACAAAACAUUGAGUGAUCGCUUAUCACCAAGUAAGGUACAUGAUAGACAACUUUAUCCACACCUGACCCCCACCCAAUCCCUGGUCAUCCCAACUUCCGCCCACUUCUGAUCCCUACUUUAUAUAUAACCCUAAAAUCCUUGCUCUUGAAGCCCCAGACCCAAGGUCCCCCUCUCUUGCCCCAUAAAUACUCAGGCCCUUGGGGCCAGCCCCUAGAACCCUGGUUCAUUUCUGCCUUAGAGUUUUUCAACCCUCCAUGCCACUCGUUAGAUGAGUUCAGCAUCAGUGCCCCAAACCCAAGGUCCAGUCCUUCCUUCCUGUUUCAUUGUAGUUCUCUCUGAAUCACGGCCUGGUAGUGAGGACGAGCUGGGACAUGGAGCUGACAUGCCUCAUGGUUAGAUGGUUUUGGUGUAUGAGCUGAGGCUGGACUUGAAUCACAGAACUCUCACUUACUACCUCCAUGGCCUUAGCAGAAAUUGCUAAACCUUGCUCAACCUCUUUCCUUAUGGGUAAAACUAAGGCAAGAACUCCUGUCUUAGGGCUUCUGGCAUGCGAGUGAAGGACCUGGGACCGCCCCUAGCACCACAAAUUAUAGCUAUGCUGUGAACAUCCCAUUUUAGAGAUGAGAAGUCAGGCCCAGGAUAGUCAUUCACCAGUGGCAAGGCAAGGCCAUCUGACUCUUACCAGGCUACUCAUGGGAAGGUGAAAAGGGCAAAGAUAAUACAAACAACUGAACUGAAGACCCCAUGGCAUCUCAAGAGCUCCUAUCAGAGCUAAAGCCCAGGUCUAGGGAGGUCAUGAGCCAAAUCAAUCUAGAUGUCUGGUGGGCUGAGGAUUCAGGGUCCCACGUAGUGAGGACAAAGACCAGGUUGCCUGGCCUGAAUCCAUUAUUGACUUGCUCAUGCAUUGCUAGCCAGGGACAUUGCUCUGGAGCCUCGGGUCCAUUCCAUUGAAGGCAGAGAGGAGUUUUGGGCCCUGAUCAUAUGCACUGGUGGAUGGGAUGUGGGCAGGAGCAAGAAGACCUUCUUCCUUUCCCCACAUAAUAUAUACAUUUUACCCUCCUGCCCAGCUGGCAUGGGGUAUGGAGGUGCAGCCAGACUGGAGAGCAGAUGGGCAAUACUCAACAAAUUAGAUCAACAUAUACCCUAGGACCCAGAACCCCAGAUUGAAUUUUCGCAAAGGUCUAUAAAAGUCUUGCUCCUCAAAAUGUGGUCCCAGAAUCAGCAACACAGGCAUCACCUGGAAGCUAGUUAGAAAUGCAGUCUCAGUCCCUGCUCUAGACCGUCUGAAUCAGAGCCUGCGUUUCUUUCCUUUUCUUCUUUUUUUUUUUUUGGAGACAGAGUCUCGCUCUGUUGUCCAGACAGGAUUGCAGUGGCAAAAUCUUGGUUCACUGCACUCUGCCUCCCAGGUUGAAGUGAUUCUCCUGCCUCAGCCUCCUGAGUAUCUGGGAUUACAGGCACCCACCAACAUGUCUGGCUAAUUUUUGUAUUUUUAGUAGAGACAGGGUUUCACCCUGUUGGCCAGGCUGAUCUUGAAUUCCUGACCUCAGGUGAUCCACCCACCUCAGCCUCCUAAAGUGCUGGGAUUACAAGAAUUAGCCACGGUGCUGGGCCAAGAGCCUGCAUUUUAACAAGAUUCCCAGGUGAUAAAUUGCACCCUGUUUGAGAAGCGAAGCAUAAGAGGGUAUUAUGAGAAUGCCUAUUGCACUGUUACUAGUGAGAGCAGGGUAGGUAAAGGGAAGGGUAAAACAAAGCAGAUGGGCCCUCUGGAAAAAAGGCAGCAUUUAGAAGGGGCAGAAGGUACGCAGACCAAUCUUAAAAUCUUAGCAUUGAAAAAGAAAUGGAAUGAGAAUUCCUUUUACACAAAUUUAAAAGGCAUUUCAGGAAAACAAGACACUUCUUGGAGAGAACACAUAAAAAUUAAAGAUAAACAGAAUGGAAUGGACAACUCUAGGGGCAGGCAAAUGGGGGUGGGGUGUAGGGAUAGCAGGCAGUAAAGCCAGACAGAGACUUUGCAGAGGCAAAACGUGAUACUGUCAACUUCAUUCCUGAAAUUCCUUUAAAAGGAGAAAAACUUGUCCAUUUAGAGUUAAAGGCCUUAAAAAUACAAGUCUGUGGAGAAUGUGCAUGUUGAAAUGAUGGAGUUCUAAGCCAUUCUGGUUUGAGCCAAGAAGGGCGAGCCUUCCUAUUGGCCUGUGUGUGACCUGGCCUGCUGGGUGGACGUCUUUGCCUGCCCUCCCACACCGCACCCUGCAGCCCGCUCUCCUGGGACUGGACUGUGGGCCCGGAAUCCAGCAACCACUUCAGCCUGGCCGGAAAAAUAAGGUCAAGGAGAGCAUAAGGAACCAGAGCGGAGGCGGUGACAGCGAGAGGAGCCUUGCGUCUAAGGAGAGAGGGGAUCCACAGCGGUCCAUACUUGUGCUGGAGGAUGGGUGGGAGUGCGCAAUAGGGUUUCUCUCCUCCCCAAGGAACAGGGAAGGCGACAUCAGGGGGCGCAAGCUGCUGAGGGGCCCCUUCAAGAGAUGGAGCGUCAGUAACCACUCACGGAAGGAGAGGGGUCCCGGAAAGAAGGAAGCCGUGCUACACCCAGGAACCUCCAAGAGCCAGCUGCGGGAAACCGCGAGGGCGGUGCAGGCCUUCAGACUCGCGGGUGCAGAGAAACGGGGAAGCGAGGAGAGCCUGAGCGAAACUGGGGGUCGGGGGAGCGGCAGCCGGCCACGGGGAAGGAAGGAGGGAGGAGAAGGUCGUCAGGGAGGGGAAGGACGCCUGUGCAGCGCGCGCUAGACGCCCAAGGCCCGAGGGCAGGGACAGGGACACUGAGGCCACGGUCACGGACGCGCUGGGAGGUAAGGGACCACUUCGGGCAGGGCGCAUGGAGAAGACCAGUAGUUGGUCAAGUAGCAGCUACUCUGAGGCAGGGGAAGGCGCAGUGGGUGAUCCCCUGCCGUGGGGACCGCGCGAGGACACUGGAGGCCGGCCGCGGGGUGCGGAGCACCGAGGGCACUGCUCUCCCCAGGCCCAGGCGCCCGAAUAGGGGAGAGGGCGACGGCUGGAGGGGGCCGAGGCCGGAGCGAUGCCCUUCGGGCAGAGCGGACAGACGAGGGUCUGAGGCUGGGAGAGAAGGCCCAAGCCUGGCCCGGGUGAGAGGGCCGUGGGCAUCCACACCGGGAAUGUGCUGGCGGCCCUGAAGCGUCAUGUCCCCGAACUCCCGCGCGCGGACUGGGGACCGACGGCCCAGGGCGAGCCCUCUGGCUCUGGCAACGAGGGGGAGGGUUUGGCGGGGGUGGGAGGUAGGAAGGGACGUGGGGGAGGGGUGUCCCACAGGCUAAGACAACAACGCUCGGGGAGAUCGGGAGGGUAAGAAGAGAAAUCUCAGGCCCACUGUCAUCACAGUGACAGCUUCGUUGACUCACCCGUUGCCCCAAAUCUCCGGCCUGUCCCCACUCCCCCUCACCAGAGACCCAGAGGCAACGACAGCAGAGUUCCUGAGAACCCUGGAGAAGGAACAGCCCGAUACAGCCGAUACAGCCGAUACAGCCGACUGAGCUGGGACUCCGACUCCUGGCACAGCUCCAGCUUGAUAUUAUCCAAUGCCCCUGAGGUAAACAGCUGGCAUUUGUGAGGAUCCAACAGGGUCUGAUUGCAGCCACCUUUGGACAAGUUUUUUCGUUUGUUUUUUCUGCUGAGCAUUUUCAUCUAUAUUCUGGAGCUCAUAUUUGCAUUCUUUGUACUGAUUUUGUUACCGACCCUCAACUCAGGGGGUCUGUGAUCCCAGUGGUUUUUUUUUCCCAGCUUGACGUGGUUCAUGCCAAUGGAAUGAGACCAGGUUCAGUUAAGCAGAGCAGAAACUUUAUUGUUGACAAGGAAUGGAGAAGAGGAGCUUGUGCUCAAAGCAUCUUCUUGGGGAGUUGGGGGUAGGGUGAAAGGGGUUUGUAAGAUGUCUAAGUGCAGGUAAGUAGAGACUGAGGGCAGGGAUUCCUGGAAGGUAGGGCUUUCCAAGGAGAACUGGAUUGUGUCAGUCUCUACUUCACCCCAGCCCUAUAUGUGCCCUGGCAAGGUGCACCUCUACCCUCCACCUGCAUGGAGAUUUCAAUAUGGUAAUGAGGCAAGGAUUAAGGGUAGCACUGCUGAGUUCUCUUCUCAUUUUGUGGCUCCUUUGUGGUUACUGGCUUCCAGCCUCCGUUUUUGGAAGCAAGCACAGCUAUGUACACAGGUUAAUUUCACAGGUUUUGGGGCUUGCUGAAAGACUUGGGUCACUCUGAGGUGACAAUUCCCUACCUUGAAAUUAUUUUCCAGCUUAAAAGAACUUGAUUUAAUAUCUGUUCGUUCUAUCAUAUUUUCCAGAUUGUGUCUUCAAAUGUCUUACCUCCAAAAUACCAGGUUUUUAAAAAUUAAUAGAUGAUAUCGUAUCCUGGUAAAAUAUUUGUAACAUGUAUGAAAGUUAUGAACCUGUCUAAACUGAGAGACCACAUUAAUCUAAAAGACAGAUGUUAUCAGGCUAGGGCCUCUUCCUGUGUGCUCCUCAUCUUACGGUGCAAGCUGGGAUUCCCAGACAAAGGCACAUAGAACUGCUGCUGGCAGAUAUCUUUGACUUGACAUUGAUUUGAAAGGAACUGCUUGCUUCUGAGUUUCCACCAUUAAGAAUUAUGUAGAUUGUUGUAGAUUUCUGGUAGCUAACUUUUAUCCAGUUAAAGAAAUUCCUUUCAAGACCUAGUUUACUAACAAUUUUGGUCAAGAAUGGAUGUUGAAUUAUAAAAUUGUUUUUUCUAUAUCUAUUAUGAGGACUAAUCUACUGUAUUGUUUAUUCAGUGAAUUACAUUUUUGAUUCUUUUACUGAACUGCUUCUUUUUUUUGAGAUGGAGUUUCGUUCUUGUUACCCAGGCUGGAGUGCAAUGGUGCGAUCUCGGCUCACCGCAACCUCCGCCUCCUGGGUUCAGGCAAUUCUCCUGCCUCAGCCUCCUGAGUAGCUGGGAUUACAGGCACGCGCCACCAUGCCCAGCUAAUUUUUUGUAUCUUUAGUAGAGACGGGGUUUUACCAUGUUGACCUGGAUGGUCUUGAUCUCUUGACCUCGUGAUCCACCCGCCUCGGCCUCCCAAAGUGCUGGGAUUACAGGCUUAAGCCACCGCACCCGGCCUACUGAACUGCUUUUAUGGCUGUUUUAUUUGUUUGAGAUGGAGUCUCUCUCUGUCACCCAGGCUGGAGUACAGUGAUGUGAUCUCAGCUCACCACAACCUCUGCCUCCUGAUUUCAAGUGGUUCUCCUGCCUCAGCCUCCCAAGUAGUUGGGAAUACAGGCACCCAUCACCAUGCCUGGCUAAUAUUUUGUAUUUUGUUGUUGUAGAGAUGGGGUUUUGCUAUGUUGCACAGGCUGAUUUCAAACCGCAGAACUCAAGCAAUCCACCUGCUUGGGCUUCCCAAAGUGCUGGGAUUAUAGGUGUGAGCCAUGGUGGUUGGCCAGUUUGUUCUUUUUUAUUAGAGUGUACUAUCCCAUUGUACAAAAGGACAAUAAUUUAUCCAUUCUCUUGUUGAUGAACAUUUGGAUUAUUUCCAGCUUUUAGCUGUCAAUAAAACAUGUUUGAAUAAUUUUAA
Molecule: messenger RNA, 7450 nt
Organism: Callithrix jacchus (white-tufted-ear marmoset)
Lineage: Eukaryota; Metazoa; Chordata; Mammalia; Primates; Cebidae
Gene: TMEM239
Product: transmembrane protein 239
Source: RefSeq, a predicted model, not a curated record